AUGGAGUUCAUCUACGCCGACAUUACCCGCCUCACUGAAGAGUCUCCUCGAACCACCGCUGUCAUAGUGCUCCUGAGCAUUCUGUUUAUAACUUCCCUGUUGAUAAGGCUAAGGGAACUCCAUCAGAAAUAUGGGCCGGUUAUCCGCGUUGGACCUAAUGAGGUCUCGAUUUCAGACUGGAGGAUGUAUCGACGGAUAUACAACGACAGGCAGACCCUGAAAGAUCCUCGAUUCUACUCUCCAUUCUCAUUCCUAGGACAUGGCAACGUGUUCUCCGUAACUGAUCCGGCGGACCAUUCAGCCCGCCGAGGACUUCAAGCGAAGACUUACUCUCAACGAGAGAUUGCUUCCCACGCUUCGGUCAUUACGGAACGGACGGAUUUGCUCAUCGAUCGCCUUCUGAAGUCGGCCUCAAAAUCUCCAACACAAACUGCAGACGCCUAUGACCUGUUUGGCGCCUGGGGAUUAGAGAUCAUAACCAAAAUAAUGGUCAAUGCAGACCUUCCUGAUGAUCCAAGUCAGAUGAUCCACAUGCUUGAGGCACUUGAGGGGAGCCCACCAACCUUCUUUGCCAACAUAUUGGUGCCCUGGCUGCAGACAUUCAGGCUAAGGACAAAGAUACCGGGUCCUCUGGGCCAUGCCUACAGAGCUUUCGAUGAGUGGGAAUCUUUGACAGCUGGCAUGCUGGAUGGCUUCCAAAGACAAGACCUCGGCUCAGCCGACACAAAGUCAUUUGGUGUAGGUCCUCUACUGGAAGCUAGGAACAAGAAGCUUGACAGGAGAUACACCUUUCGCGAGGCUUUGGAGGAGGCCAUGGGCGUUGUUCUUGCUGGCAGCGGCGUCAGUGCCCACACACUGAUGUAUCUGGUGUACGCUUUGUCGCUUCCCCAGGGACGGCGUGUCCAAGAACGAUUGCGGGAGGAACUCAGGGAAGCCGGUGAUUCGCUUGCAGAACUCACAGCCCUACCCUACCUUUCCGCCGUCAUCAAAGAGACAUACCGAGUUUAUCCGGCCAUCAUGUCUACGCUCCCCCGAAUUCUGGGCCAGCCACUUGAGAUUCUUGAUACCAAUAUCACACUCCCUCCGGGAACGAUUGUCGGAAUGCAGAAUUACCUUCAUCAUCGCGAUCCCGUCCUGUUCCCCCAGCCGGAUGAUUUCAUCCCUGAACGUUGGCUGGAGGGGCAUGAAAUGAGCCGAAAUAUUAACCUUGAAGAUGCCAACGCCGCUUUAACUCCAUACAGUGUUGGCUCUAGGAAUUGCAUGGGUCAAUCACUGGCUAAGACCGAGCUUUACCUUGCCGUCCCACGCUUGGUCCGGCGGCUAGAUUUCAGCUUGAGUAGCAAAAUGGGCAAGGAUGACAUGCACAUGAGGGAUGCAUGGGCCGUCCAGCCGAAAGGACGACGUCUAUUUCUAGAUGUAAAGCCUGUGUAG
Molecule: messenger RNA, 1431 nt
Organism: Clonostachys rhizophaga
Lineage: Eukaryota; Fungi; Ascomycota; Sordariomycetes; Hypocreales; Bionectriaceae
Source: the annotation of a GenBank genome assembly